Messenger RNA from Diospyros lotus (date-plum), 1398 nucleotides. RefSeq lists its product as uncharacterized. The record is from RefSeq and is a predicted model, not a curated record. Lineage: Eukaryota; Viridiplantae; Streptophyta; Magnoliopsida; Ericales; Ebenaceae. Bases 40 to 882 code for a protein of 280 amino acids. The transcript has 6 exons.
UCUUGCUCGCAAAUACCGUAUUUGGAAGAUGGAAUCUCUAUGGCUUCUUUGUCGGGAGCUGAAGAGAGAACCAUAAACGCAGUCUGUGAACAGAUGAAGGUUAGCUUCAUGUCUGUUGAUCAGUUAUCAAACAUCAGAGAGAGAGACAAAAGACAGUCAUUCCAGGGAGAUGUUCAGGGUGGAGCUGAUGCUGCUGCAAGUGGAAUAUAUGAAACAGUUCGAUCUGAAGUAAGACGUGCCAUCUCAGAUAUGCAAAAUGACAUUGAAAAUGCUAUGCGAAGAAACAAUGCUACUGCUAAUUUAUCUUCAAGUGUUGCUGAUGUUCCUCCAGAUUUGGUAAAUCCUGGGGCUGUUGAACUAUUAUUGGACAUCAGAAGGGAAUAUGCCAGAAAGCUUGAGGAGUCCCAGGAACGGGCUACAAAACUUCGAGCAGACUUGGCUGUUGAGGAACACCGUGGCCAAGAAUUGAAUAGGAUACUUAAGGAGUUACUUCCAGAUCCGAAGAUAAGUAAUCGGCAGAAAUCUCGUGUUGGAAGAAAAAAUAGCAGUGAAAGAAAAAAGAUGUCAAAACGCCUGACAGAAGAAGCUAUGGCUUAUUUUGACGAGUGUGUGUCCAUAUCAACAUUUGAUAGCUCUGAUUUCUCAGCACCUGAAGAUCUGCCUCUCAAUUUAAUUGGAGCAACUACAACAGUGGUGGGGGUGGGUGGGGCUGCAUCUUUAGCCCAAGGAAGCCCUAGUAUUUGGAGCUCCUGCUCCCUAAACAGUCACCCAAACCAUAAGCAGGAAUCAGCUUCUUGCGAUCUGUUCGUGCAUAGCCGCCUGGAUUCUGGUUUAACAGCUACCAGCAGUAGUAACGAACCUUCGAAAACCAAGCCAGUGUAGGAGGAAACGCUGCAGAAUGGGGUCGGAGAUUGCAAUUCUCCUACAGCCACAAAUCGGCCAAAAAUUUGGGUUGCAAGAGGACAUUAGGAAUUACGUUAAAGCUAUUGGGAAAGAUGACAGCAACUCAGACAAGUCAACAUCAAUCUACUUCGAUUAGAGGAGUAUUUACAUGGCCAAGCAGAAUGCUUCUUGUUUGACAGAGUAUUGUUCAGUAACCGCAGAGACUCUGGGAGUCUGCAUCUCUGUGGUGGAGGCUUGCCUCUUUCAUUUUUCCCCUUCAGUUCUGUUAUUUAAAUCCUUUUGCUUCCCUGAUUUGAGCCCGAGCUCUUACAGUUAGGAAAUUGCGCAGUUAUAUAUGUGCUUGAGGGUCUUUUGUUUUCCUUUAUUCUUUUGUUUUUUGGAUUUGUGUAAUAAGCAUCUUAAUCUUAACUUCCCCGGUUUUCAUCUUCAACUUGGGUCAUGUCUGAGAAAUUUGUGGCCAUGGAUGUGGAAAUAGUAACUGGUUUGGUUCAUUUA